This is a messenger RNA of Acanthocheilonema viteae, 918 nucleotides long. Lineage: Eukaryota; Metazoa; Nematoda; Chromadorea; Rhabditida; Onchocercidae. The record is from the annotation of a GenBank genome assembly.
AUGUCAUUACUUCACGAAUCAUUCAAAGUUUUGAAUGAUCAUCAAAGUAUCCGCUUGUUCAACAUUAUCGUUGGCGCUUCGCAAGUUUUUGGCAUUUCUGCGAUUUUUCUCGUCGCAAUAUGGAUGGCUAAUUUUAAUGGUGGUUUUACAAGCGGUCUUCAAUUUCACUAUCAUCCAACAUUCAUGGUAAUGGGUAUGAUCUUCUUGGCUGGAGAUGGAAUGUUGGUUUAUAGAGUGUUUCGUCAUGAACGAAAACGUUUUUCCAAAUUGCUUCAUUUAACAUUACACACAAUGGUACUUAUCUUUACUGUUGUUGCAUUGAAAGCAGUAUUUGAUUCACAUAAUAAUCAUAAAAAUGAUGAAGGUGAACCGGAUCCGUUACCAAAUAUGUUUUCCUUACAUUCAUGGGUUGGACUAACAUCUGUCAUCGCUUUUUUCUUCCAGUAUUUAUUUGGCUUUACGACAUUCUUCUUUCCUGGAUUGAGCAUACCGAUACGUCAAUUUACCCUUCCAUAUCAUCAAACAUUCGGUCUUAUCAUUCUAUGCUUCCUUGCAAUUACAGCAGUAAUGGGUAUUUCUGAACAAGCAGCAUGGCAUCAUAACCAUGAUGAGAUUUAUAUCCAUGAUGGUGAUGAUGAUGAUGAUUGUUGUCGUGAAUAUCAUCAUAUUUAUGAUGAUGAUCAUCGUGAGUACUAUCAUAUUUAUGAUGAUGAUCAUCGUGAAUAUCAUCAUAUUUAUGAUGGCGAUUAUGAUGAUGAUGAUGAUAGUCACCGUCAUGUCCCCAAUUCCAUUGCAAUGGCUCAUGCCAAUUCCACCAACCAGAAGCUUCCGAAUUCGUUAUCAUUACCAAAAAUAGUAUCAAGAAUGAAAUGGAAAUUCUGUUCAUUGGACUCAUUGCUUCCUAUUCUACAAUAUUAA